AUGUCGUCGUCUUCACCUAUUGCCUCCCACCCCCCAUCCUCCUCCCCCCCUCCACCCUCCCAUACAGUGACCUCUGACUCCCGCCAUGUUGCCAUGGAAACUUACUGGAGGGAGGUGCAGAGCAUCAAGGAAGAGAAGGAGGGAGAAGAUGAAGAUGAAGAAGAGGAGGAGAGAAAGAGUAUCGAUGAGGUAGAGCUGGAGGAGGCGUGGCUGAUGGAAGCGGGGUUAUCUUCUCUGGUGACGGGCUCAUCUGAGGAGGAGACGCCGCCACCGGCCGAGGCACUGCUGUCCACGUUGACGCGGCAACAAGCCGCCACGGUGAGGAGAAGGCUGGACAACUACAACGAGACGCUGAAGAAGAGAAACAGGCAGCCAAUCAGAGACGUCCGGGACGUCUUCACCCAGCCUGAUGAUGACUCAGCAGACAGAUGCCCCUCCCCUCCCUCUCGCCGCGCCAAGUCACCACCAAGUCGAUACCACACCUCCACCAAAACCAUCCGCCGAAACACUCACAGAGGUCGAACAACUCUUCCCACGUUUCUUUUCGAGGACCAGCUACCUGAACAUCCAUCAUCCCCCACAAACACGCACUCUCCGACACACAUUGAUUCUCCGACACUCCCCCCCUCCCCUCCUCACACUCACUCGCCACCCGUCAGUCGGUCGAGACGAGCUGAUUGGCUGCUGCGGGACUCUCCAUAUUCAGAGGGUGUAGCUGAGCACAAACAGGGUGGGACUUGUUGGGACUGCGUGCACCUCCAUGGAGAUGAUGACAGUGAUUUGCCGUUCGCACCUGUCUCUCCCUCUCAGGGUCUCACCGGGGCAGACGACCUGUCAUCACGUGACCUCACCCGGCUUGGAUACAUCUCUCACAUUGAGCUCUCCACCUUCCUGCUCGCGCUGGGUGUCCAAACCAAACGCACCCGCCCACCACGCUGCAGGAUUCAGGACAGCGGUGUGUUCGGUGUUCCUCUGAAUUCCCUGUUGGAGAACGACAGGAAGAAGUUUCCUGGAGUCAAAGUUCCCGUCGUCUUCCAGAAGUUGUUGUGUAUCUUAGAGCAGACCGGCCUGCAGACUGAAGGGAUUCUCAGAGUACCAGGAUCAGCUGCUAGACUGAAGUACCUGCGUAAAGAGUUAGACAGGUGUGGUGGAGGCUUCGAGUGGUCUGCAGUCAGACAGGUGGAUGCUGCAGGUCUGCUGAAGCUUUUCAUUAGAGAGCUGCCAACACCUCUGCUGACACACACACACCUGUCCACCUACCGCUCUGUGCUGGGUCUCUCGUCUGUGGUCCAUCGGGUUCAGGCUCUGCAGCUGCUGUCGUUGUUGCUUCCUGAAGCCAACAGAGACACACUCAGAGCCCUGCUAGUCUUCCUGCGAAAGGUGGUCUCUCAUCAAGACCAGAACCGGAUGUCUCUGUGGAACGUCUCAAUGGUAAUGGCACCCAACCUGUUCUCAUGCCGUCCCCGUGACAACAGGCGGUCCAUCGCUAAGCAACGGGAGGAGAUGGAGGAGGCGGUGGGCGGGGCUCAAGUGGUCCAGUUGAUGAUCACACACCAGGACCUGCUUUGGACCGUCCCAAGCUUCCUGUUGUCUCAGGUGAGACAGAUAAACCAGGCAUCCGAUCAGAAACAGUUCUGCCUGACCAGGACAACGAAGCGAUUCCUGAGGAGGAGGAGGAACGACAAGAAUGACAGAAACCAGAUCACGGAGCUGUGUGAAGGUGUGAUCAGGGUCCACGCCCCACUACACACCAAGGUUUCCAUGGCGAUACAACUUGACGGUCAAAUGAGAGCAAAAGAUAUCACCGCCCGCUUCGAGAGUGAGAACAGUCCUGUUCAGUGUCUGUAUGAAGUCGGAGGAAACAUCUGUGAGCGUCGUCUCCAUCCUGACUGCGUUCUGUUGGAUGUUUACAGAGUGAAUCCUCACUGUGAUUGGCUGAUCAAACCCUGACAGACGAAUACCUGUCUGACCACUUAGGACCUGUCUCACUUCCUGUCCCAACUGUCGCAAAACCUGUUCUACUUGUGUCAUUACCGAUCUGACGACCUGGCUCAACACUCAACCUUUCCGACGUACCACCCCGUCUCAACACCUGACUUCUCACCUCCUCUCCCACAAGUCUCCAGCUGUCUCACUACCAGCCUGACAUGCAAUCUCACCUCACGACCUGUCUCACAACUCUCUCGACAACCUACCACACCAACUGUCCCUCAGCGACUUCCUCCCGUCUCACCACCGGUUUAAAAACAACCUGCCUUACCGUCACCUCCUGUGACGUGGUAACUGUCCCACACCUGUAAAAAUCAAACAGCGGCCGACACGACAUCACAUCAGUGAAAUCACAUCCUCUCAUUCAUCA
This is a messenger RNA of Xiphias gladius (swordfish), 2359 nucleotides long. It is a transcript of the gene arhgap28, whose product is annotated as Rho GTPase activating protein 28. The record is from RefSeq and is a predicted model, not a curated record. Gene Ontology annotation, biological process: negative regulation of stress fiber assembly; regulation of small GTPase mediated signal transduction; regulation of actin filament polymerization. The transcript is spliced from 14 exons. The coding region runs from base 1 to 1950 and encodes 649 amino acids. Lineage: Eukaryota; Metazoa; Chordata; Actinopteri; Istiophoriformes; Xiphiidae. Gene Ontology annotation, molecular function: GTPase activator activity. Gene Ontology annotation, cellular component: cytoplasm.